Pygoscelis adeliae (Adelie penguin) is the source of this 641-nucleotide messenger RNA. RefSeq names its product mitochondrial ribosomal protein S36 (gene KGD4). The transcript is spliced from 4 exons. The coding region runs from base 1 to 381 and encodes 126 amino acids. The record is from RefSeq and is a predicted model, not a curated record. Lineage: Eukaryota; Metazoa; Chordata; Aves; Sphenisciformes; Spheniscidae. Gene Ontology annotation, biological process: 2-oxoglutarate metabolic process.
AUGCUACGGGGCAGCCCGCACCCUUCGGUGCGCCGUUCAAGAGGGGAGGGCGCUAGCCGGCAGCUCCUUUCCAAGCCAUCCCUCUUCAAGGUGAAGGUAGUCAAGCCGCAUACUCCGUUAAUUAAGUUCCCGGACAGAAAAAGUAGUCCCAGGCCUAAAAUACAGGAAUCUCUACAAGCAACUGUGCCAUCUCUCCAUGCUUCAAAAGCACAGGAGUCUGUAGGAGGCAGAUCACCGGCAUUUCAAAAUACUUCACCUGUUAGUAGAGUACAAGGUACACCAGACACUUCUGAAUUAGCAAGAACCUUACCUCAGAAAUACAGAAGGAAACUUAUGUCAGAUGAAGAGAUUGAAUAUAUUCAACGUGGAGGUCCAGAAUAAGUACGGAUGAUAGUUUGUUGGCCACUGUUGAAGAACGAAGUAUUGUACUCACAAUAAAGGCAUUUCCUUAAUAUUAUAAAUGAUAGUAUACUAAUAGCUUUAAUAAAAACCCAUAUGAAGGGUGAGAAGGCUGACACAACACACUACGUAUUACUGAUUUGUGAUUGAGAAGGAUUUUCUGUUGAUGGCUAACUAGCAAUUGAAUAUACUCGAUGUCCACCCCAUUAAAAUAUUUUUCUAAUUAGCCAUUCGCAAACUUG